Messenger RNA from Aspergillus steynii IBT 23096, 1189 nucleotides. RefSeq names its product palmitoyl-protein thioesterase family protein. Bases 26 to 1021 code for a protein of 331 amino acids. Lineage: Eukaryota; Fungi; Ascomycota; Eurotiomycetes; Eurotiales; Aspergillaceae. Gene Ontology annotation, molecular function: thiolester hydrolase activity; palmitoyl hydrolase activity. Gene Ontology annotation, cellular component: lysosome. The transcript has a single exon. The record is from RefSeq and is a predicted model, not a curated record.
AUACAUCCAAGACCUCAACAUCCCAAUGCGUCACCUCCUCCCCGCCCUCACCCUCCUCCCCAUCCUCACCUCCUCCCUCCCAACCACCCGCGAGCUCGCCCCCCUCCCACUCGUCAUCUGGCACGGGCUGGGCGAUGACUUCCAACGCGACGGGAUGCGCUCCGUCGCCGCGCUCGCCGACGCCACAAACCCCGGAACCUACGUACACCUGAUCCACCUGGCCUCCAGCGGCGCCGGCGACCGCCAAGCCAGCUUCCUCGGCGACGUGAACGCCCAAGUCGACCAGGUCUGCGCGCAGCUGCACGCCGACAACAUCCUGCGCACAGCACCGGGGAUCAACGCACUGGGGUUCUCGCAGGGGGGCCAGUUCCUGCGCGCGUACAUCGAACGCUGCAACGACCCGCCCGUCCACAACCUCGUCACGCUGGGCAGCCAGCACAACGGGAUCGCGGAGUUCCAGGCCUGCGGGGCCAGCGACUACCUGUGUCGAGGCGGCGAGGCGCUCCUGCGGUGGGGCCGGUGGUCGAAGUUCGUGCAAGAGCGACUCGUCCCUGCGCAGUACUUCCGCGACCCUACAGAGCUGGAGGCAUAUCUGGAGCAUAGCAAUUUCCUAGCGGAUGUGAACAACGAGCGAGGGGUCAAGAAUGCAACGUAUAAGGAGAAUCUGGCGCGGGUGAAUCGCUUCGCGAUGUACCUGUUCGAGGAGGACCAGAUGGUGCAUCCGAAGGAGAGCGCGUGGUUUGCGGAGGUGAAUGCGACGUCUGGCGAGGUGACGCCGUUGCGGGAGCGGGAGAUCUACAAGCAGGAUUGGCUGGGGCUGAGGGAGUUGGAUGAGAAGGGGGCGUUGGAGUUCAAGACGGUCCCUGGGCCGCAUAUGCAUUUGUCGGAGGAGGUGUUGACGAAGUUGUUUACGGAGUACUUUGCGCCGGUGGAGGUUGAUGUUAUCGCGAGCGAGAGGGAGGGUCUGUGGGUUCAGGCUAAGGAUGUUACGAACCCGCUGGUUCAGCAGGUUGGGUACUAGUAGCGAGGCUCUGCGCUCUAUGAUCUUAAUGUAGGUAUAUUUUAAACGGAAUGGCACCCCAUGCUGGAUAGUAUAUAGUUAAGCUGUGGAUUACUUGUGCUACUAGAUACAUGUAGUCAUCGCCAUUGAGAAACAAGAGAAACUAUUUGAACAAUGGUAGAAUUUGCA